AUUCCUGUCAUUUGGAGAAAUCAUGGGGAUGUUGCUGAUGAUCCUUUCAUUGAUUGGGGCUUGUUUAACCACUGCUAUAGCUAUUGUUUUCUUUCGAUUCAGAGAUACCCCCAUUGUUAAAGCUAAUAACUCUGAACUCAGUUUCCUUCUUCUGUUUUCAUUAGCUCUGUGUUUCCUUUGUUCACUUACUUUCAUUUGCCAGCCCUCUGAGUGGUCCUGUAUGUUGCGCCACACUGCCUUUGGGAUCACAUUUGUCCUGUGCAUCUCUUGUGUUCUGGGGAAAACAAUAGUUGUGUUAAUGGCGUUUAGGUCUACCCUUCCUGGUAAUAAUAUGAUGAAAUGGUUUGGGCCUACCCAACAGCGGCUAACUCUUUUUGCAUUUACAUUCAUUCAAAUCUUGAUUUGCACUCUUUGGUUAAUAAUAUCCCCUCCUUUUCCAAACAAAAACAUGAACUCUUUCAAAGACAGAAUCAUUUUAAAAUGUGACCUGGGAUCUGCAGCAGCAUUUUAUGCUGUGUUAGGGUAUAUUGGGUUUCUUGCUGCCAUGUGCUUUGUGCUCGCUUUUCUGGCUCGUAACCUACCAGAUAACUUUAAUGAAGCUAAAUACAUUACAUUUAGCAUGCUCAUAUUCUGUGCUGUUUGGAUCACUUUCAUCCCAGCUUACAUCAGUUCACCUGGGAAGUACACAGUAGCUGUAGAAAUAUUUGCGAUUCUAGCUUCCAGCUUUGGUUUGCUCUUCUGUAUUUUUGCUCCUAAAUGUUAUAUCAUAUUACUUAAGCCUGAGAAGAAUACAAAAAAACAUUUGAUGGGAAAAGGGCCCUAA
Polyodon spathula (Mississippi paddlefish) is the source of this 823-nucleotide messenger RNA. Its product is annotated as vomeronasal type-2 receptor 26-like. Lineage: Eukaryota; Metazoa; Chordata; Actinopteri; Acipenseriformes; Polyodontidae. The coding region runs from base 23 to 823 and encodes 266 amino acids. The transcript has a single exon. Gene Ontology annotation, biological process: G protein-coupled receptor signaling pathway. The record is from RefSeq and is a predicted model, not a curated record. Gene Ontology annotation, molecular function: G protein-coupled receptor activity. Gene Ontology annotation, cellular component: membrane.